Messenger RNA from Lampris incognitus (smalleye Pacific opah), 7674 nucleotides. RefSeq names its product transcription factor HIVEP3 (gene hivep3b). Gene Ontology annotation, biological process: regulation of transcription by RNA polymerase II. NCBI's taxonomy places the organism in Eukaryota, Metazoa, Chordata, Actinopteri, Lampriformes, Lampridae. Gene Ontology annotation, cellular component: nucleus. The transcript has 9 exons. The record is from RefSeq and is a predicted model, not a curated record. Gene Ontology annotation, molecular function: RNA polymerase II cis-regulatory region sequence-specific DNA binding; DNA-binding transcription factor activity, RNA polymerase II-specific. The coding region runs from base 568 to 6639 and encodes 2023 amino acids.
CGUGUUUGCGUAGGACGAGAUGUUGUUUUGUCAAGCGGAUCAGCUGAAUGUGGCACCGCCGUCCGGUUUCGACAACGCGUUGGGAAGCCCCCCUCACCGCCACGGCUCUCUGCCACCGAGCGACGCGGCCGCCGAGACCUGCGCUCAUCCGAGGCGACACAUUCCAGGAAGUGCGGUGCGGACCUCUGGCCCUUCUCGCCGCGGGGGAUAAACUGGCCGUGGCUCUCCUGAUCUAAGCGAGCUGAUCCAGGAUACACACACGAGACAUGAAGAGAGGAUCUAGAGAGAGCUGUUAAAAUGGCUGAGGCUGUACUGGAGCAAAGCCGCACAGAUCUGAGAGAUGGCCCAUAUUUACCUGUAUCCUUGCAGCUUCAGGGCAUCCUUUCAUGAUGCCUUAUUUGGUCCUCUUGAAUAACUUUUGUCCCACACCAAUAAGGUCCUAUUUUGUGAUUCUCAACUCAGUCUAUCGAUGUUCCCUUGCCCCUGACCUUCCUGCUGCCAUGUGGCGAGCUCCAUGAGGCUCCCAAAGCCCUUCCUUGUGCGUCGGUAAGGCCUCCUCCCCACUCUAUGGAGGCUGAGUCCAGCCGUCCGGCCGAUGGGGAGCGCUCCGUAAGGCAAGAGCAGCAGCCUCUGUCUACUGAGCCCCCACCGGGGUCCCGUCCAACACAGCAGCCCCAGCAGCCUCCCAACCCUCGUCCCAUACACAGAGCACUGGGCCGUCUCCAAAACCGCCAGCCCAGACGCGGUGACCUGCUGCUCCGGCUACAGCAGCAGCAGGCAAUAGCAUGGCAGCAUCCAGACACACCAGGUCCUUCAGGAGGCAGCUUUCUUUCACCAACCCCUUCCUCCUCCUCCUCGCCCCUUCCUUCCACAUCCUCUACUCAUGGUGAGCAUGGUCCAGGGGUCACAUCCCAGCCUAGCCAGGAAGGCCCAGAUGGAGGCGGCCCAUCCAGACGAGGGGAGAAGAAACCCCAAAAACCCGGAAAGUACGGCUGCACUUAUUGUGGCCGUCUAUGUGCCAAGCCGAGCGUCCUACAGAAACAUAUCCGGUCCCACACAGGAGAGAGACCCUACCCUUGUGUCCCCUGUGGCUUCUCCUUCAAGACCAAGAGUAACCUGUACAAACACCGCAAAUCCCACGCCCACCGCAUCAAAGCGGGCCUGGUGUCCAGCCGUGAUGAGCCCAGUCUGAGUGGACCUGAGGGUGGGAUGCCAGGAGAGGACCCUGAGGAGCCCACAGAGGGGGAGAGCACAGACUCUGAAGAGGAGACAGGCCAGCACAGACAGUCCUCCUCUAAGGAUAUUUUGGGCCAGCAGAGAGUAGGUAAAGAGGUGUCAGGAAGCCUAGAAGAAGCCCAGAGGCCUGAGGACUCCCAGGCUGUCAAACAGAGGUUGGCGCUGAGACUGAGUGAGAGGAAACGUGGCCCGAGGGUCUCUCCGGAUGACCCUCCCUCCUCCUCCUCCCUCUCCACCUCAUCUUCCUCACUGGGCCCUGGCAGUAAAGGGAGCACCGAGUCUGGCUACUUCUCCGGAUCAGGCAGCACUGAGCUUUCCCAGGUGAGCCCUCCCAGUGCCAGUGCCAAAACAUACGCAGAAAUCAUCCUGGGUAAAUAUGGGAGACUGGGAGGCCAGCAGCGCAGUCCACAUCAGCAGCAGCCCCAUUCUUCCUCUUUCCCCUCAUCCUCAGCCCCAGAAGAGAAAAGCAUCACAUUUAAUGUACCUAAAACCCAAGUCAUAGAACAUAUUACUAAGCUAAUCACCAUCAAUGAGGCGGUGGUAGACACCAGCGAGAUAGACAGCGUCAAGCCCCGACGCACCUCUCUGUCCAGGAAGAGCAGUUUGGAGUCGCCCAAAUUCAGCACCUCGAAAGACCCUUAUGCAUUUGACCCCAAAGCGGAGGCUCCAGGCCCCAGUGGUUUGGGUCAACUCCACACCCCAGAAGUAGAUCCAGCAGGUGCCCAGGAGCUGUGCUCAGUGCCUCUGCUUCGAAGCCAAUCGAUGCCCUCAUCUGUCAGUCAGGGAGACCUCUCAUCCUCUGCCGCCAUGUCUCCCAGAGGCUACCGUUUGAGCCACUCCUUUGAUGAGCAGCAGGCGUUAGUAGCAGAGAUGAGGGUGGGCCAUGCCCAGCGUAUGUUGAGGCGCCAGCCUGCCAUAGAAGUUCCCCUGGGAUCUGAGCAAAUCCUGGAGGAGGCAGACCCGACCUCCUCUUCAGUCAGAGGGAAUGACCCAGCCUGGCAGCCGCAACAGCACCAAAAGGGCCCCUGCCUUUACGAGUGUGAGACAUGCGGGGCCCGCUGUCAACACAGAGAGAGCUACGAGGCCCACAAAGAAAUCUGUCCAGGACAACAAACAGUGAGAUCAGAGAGCGGGGAAGCAGGCGGGACAUGCAGGGAGGACCGCCCGCAGAUGAUGCACUACAAGUUUCGAGCACUGGCCAUGGCCGUGAGGAAGAGAAGGAAAGAGGAGAGUCUGGAAGAGGACCCUCCCAGCCCGGGGCCUGCAGCCAUACUUAGCAGCGCUGCAGUCCCCACUCCAUUGCCAAGCAGACCAGAGCACAGUCAGGGCCUCUCAGGUGUCCCUCCCCAGACUGAGCCAAAACAACAACAACAGCAGCAGCAGGACAGGAAGGGUGUGUCUGUCAUCCAGCACACCAGUUCUUUUGAAAAGCAGGAGAGCACAUCCAUGGAGAGUCAUGAACCGGACCUCAGAGAGGGUCAGCCAAUACAGCAGCCAGAGCCAAAACCCUCGCCCUCUACAUCCCGCCUCAUCCGCCAGCCCAACAUCCAAGUGCCAGAGAUCUUAGUAACCGUGGAGCCUGAUGCUGAUAUGCCAUCUGUGUCACCCCCUGCAACAGCAUCCUCAUCCAAGGACAGAGAGAGAGUGGAGGAGUUCCAGUGGCCUCAGCGCAGCCAGACUCUGGCCCAGCUCCCUGCAGAGAAGUUGCCGCCAAAGAAGAAGAGACUCCGUUUGGCAGAAGUUGCCCAGUCCUCUGGGGAGUCCAGCUUUGAGUCUGCAUCCCUGCCUCGCAGCCCCAGUCAGGAGAGCAACGUCUCCCAUCCAUUAAGUCUCUCUGCUUCCGCCGACAACAAGGGGAGGUCUGAGCCCAUUGUCUGGGCCUCCACCAGCCAGGGACCCCAAAUGCUGAUGGUGCCUUCCACCUCCCACCAAUACCACCAAGCUCACAAGGAGAUGAGACGCUCUGCCUCAGAGCAGGCCCCAGCCAGCUCACAGCACAUGGAGCAGAUCCCAGAGACCAGAAGCAAGUCAUUUGACUACGGAUCUCUCUCCUCUCAGCAGUCUACAUCUGCCUGGAAAGAAAGGAGGAAGUGCCUGCUAGUGAAGCAUGCCACACUAGGUGAACCUGAGCAAGAGGAAGGGGCUGCAAUGGUUCAGGUACCUAAAUCAGAUAGCCCAAAGCCAGGUCCAUCUCACUUGAGUCAUCCUGCUCCCUACUUGACUGAGGCCAGCUCCCAGCUCAGCUCUGAAGCCAUAGGAAAAACCCUGCAGCUCUUCCAACCACAGAUCCUCCCUCUCUCUCAUAGUGUGCUCCCACUGCAUCCCAGAGAUCAGGAAAUGUUUCGCCCAGGGUCACUAACCCAGCUUCUCCCCAUCACCACAGCCAUCUCUGAAGUCUUCUCCACCCAAAUCAUCCACAGGGCUUUUAUACAUACGCAAACAACACCUUCCCCUAUACAGGUGCAUCCAGCACAGGUCCACAUGGCUGAGCGUUUGGGUGUGCCUCUCCACCAGCUUCCUGCUUUAUUCCCUGUCCAACUCUCUUCCCAGCCGAGAUCUGGACAGUCGGUUUAUCUUCCAAUGCCGCCCACACUUACCAUACAGGUCCCUUCUCCUGCCAUCAGAGAUGCCGGACCCUCCACCUCUUCCAUGUCACCUACCCUUACUCACCAGUCCCUUGUUCCACUCCCUUACCACCGCCCUGGUCCGGUCAUCGCCACAUGCCUGGCUCAGCUAACACCUGUAGUGUCCCUGGUGGUGCCAGUGCGCCUCCAAACCCACAUUCCCACCUACACCAGUGCCAUGUACACCACCCUGUCUCAGAUCCUGGCAUCUGCCCGCUCACAGGAGCCCAUUUGUUGCACUGCUAUGGUUGUCAUGGGCCAGCUUGAGAGGGACAAGCUACAAAGGUCUUACUUAAAGGUCCCCGUCCCAGACUUCAAGAGGUUUUUGCCCCUGUCUCUACCUGUGGAGCUGGCCUCGGGGUCAGGGUCUGAGGAGAGCUGUGGCCCACUGGGAGCUGGAGGGAGCAAACGCAUGCUCUCCCCUGCUGCCAGUCUGGAGCUCAGUACAGAGGCUCAGCGGCAUCAAAAAAGGGUAAAAGAGGAAGAGGAGGGACAGAAAGGGGAGGAAGAGAGGGAGGGAGAAGACAGGGGGGGAAAGGAGGGAGGAAGCAAGAACACUGGAACAAAACUGGAGGAAGGGGAGAAGAAAGAGCCAACGACGAUGGAGGGAGCGAGUGUGAAAUCGGAGGGGAAUGAGGAGCAGGUACCAAGGAAACAACACAGGGAGGACAAAGAGAGGGAGAAGGCGACAAAGGAGGAAAAACCUAAAAAGGAGGAUACCCCAGUCGUGGAAGAGCGUACUCCUCAUCGACGAAGCCCAGAAAGACCCAGCACCCCCCCAUACCCCAGCCUUGACACCACCACCUCAGUCAACUGGUGCUACCUGAACUAUGUGAAGCCCAACCCAUCUGCCCAGAGGGAUCCCCAGAACUCAGUCUAUUCCACGUGGAGCGUCAGUGCUCACAACCCGAACCUCCCGGGGCUCAGCACCAAGGUGGCCUUGUCCUUGCUGUGCUCCAAACAGAAACACAGCUCAGAGACUUACACCAUGGCCACAGCCCCGACUCCAGGCAAAAACAAACCGGCACCUUCCAAUAGUAGGACACUACAUGUCUCAGAGGUACACGCUACCCCACCCAGCACCCCUGUCGAAGUGAAGGACCCACGACAUCAUGAAAAGGAGGAGAAGAAGAGGGGGAAGAGAGAGGAGGAAGGACCCUCCACCUCCCAACAGAGCGAGCCCUCUCGUGUGCGAAUCUUUGAAGGAGGGUUCAAGUCCAAUGAGGAGUAUGUGUACGUGAGAGGUCGUGGGAGGGGGAAAUAUGUGUGUGGAGAGUGUGGCAUCCGCUGUAAGAAACCUAGCAUGUUGAGGAAGCACAUCCGUACGCAUACCGAUCUCCGUCCGUAUGUCUGCAAACACUGCAACUUUGCCUUCAAAACCAAAGGGAACCUUACUAAACACAUGAAAUCAAAGGCUCAUGGGAAAAAGUGCCAGGCAAUGGGAGUAUCUGAGUCAUCACUGGACGAUCCGGAGAGCGAAGAAGCAGGAGGCCAGGAGGAGCGAGUGUAUGGUUCAGAGGAGCAGGAGGAACAUCAGUUCUCCGAUGUGGAGGAGUCCGAGGAGGAUGAUGACAAUGAGGAUGAUGAGGAGGAAGAGGAGUCCUCCUCCCACGAUGACCCGCCGUCUUCCUGCUCCUCCGACACCCGUCCAUCAACAGGGGGGCGUUCGAGCUGCAGCCGGCGAUCACACCAGGGCACUCCUGACCCUGAGCCUUCAGGCCCUAGUCCUAGCCCUAGCCAAGAGCCCUCCCCCAGGAGGCUUUUGCCCAGCAAACGCUCCGCCUCGCCAGGCAGCAGGAGGGCGCUAUUCUCACGGCGAGGCUGGAACGCCUCGCCCAGAGGCUUCUCCCCAAGCAGUGAGAGCUGCUCCCCGAGCCGCAGUCUCUCCCCGAGGCUGGAGCUGUCCUCCCCGAUCCGAACUCUCUCCCCCCGAACAGACCUGUCCUCACCCAGCCGACACUUCUCCCCGUCACCUGAGAGAGGCCUGUCCCCGAUCAAAGCUGUCUCUCCUCUUCGUCCUGUCUUCCAUAGCUGCUACCAGGCAUCACACGCUCGGACCACACCUUCACCUCUGGGGGUACUGCACCGACUCCCUGGAUACCUACCCUGGGAGAGCCCUGGCACAAAGAAUGUUAAACUGGAGAAAAGCGAUACGCCAAGUGAAGGGCCAAUGUCACCAGAGGCCAAUCUGUUUCCUCCUUCCUUCCGUCUUCCCUCCAGCGAGGGUUAUCCCAGCCACCAGGCAGCAGACCACAUCUUCAGCCAUCUUCCCUUGCACUCCCAGCGGGCCAAGGUCCCCUACCUGAUGAUCCCCAUCGGAGGGAUACAGAUGGUCCAGGCCAGACCUCUGUCCCAUCCCACUACCACCCCAUCCUCCCCAACGUCUCCCCCCACUGAGAGGCCAUCGCUGGCCAGAUUUGAAUCACCCUGGGGCGGGACCCCCAGAACUCAAGGGCUUAGGACUCCUGGCGACCGCUGGUUAGAGAACCAGGAAGCAGGAACCAGCCAGUUGGGCCUGUGCAUCCCCGCUACAACGCUAACUUGUUCCAAACCAGAGUCAGAGACCACGGACUCAAAGCAAUAUGGCAGCUUGCAUAGCUCCCCCAAUCCCCACAGGUCUGUUCCUGAGACCAGAGAACGUUGUGUGAGAGACAGUCGUUUGAGACAAGGAGCCCCCUUAGCAUUGCACGCAAUUGGACAGCUUUCAGAGGAGGAGGGGCCUCCAGUUGAAGGAGGAGCUAAGGGAGACACAGCCAGAACAGACCAGAGCACUUACUAGUCUCUACACCUUGAUGCGCCAUGCAUCCCACCUUUUGCUUUAUUGGUUGCUACAACUGUCUUGUUUUUUUGGUUGUUUUUUUAUUGAGUUGUUUUUAUACAGUUUUCAAUACUAUUGUUAACUUAAAUAUUUGUUCUUUGGCAAUAUUCAGGUUUGUUAUAAAAUGCACUUUUUUCUUUGUGAAAAUAAUGUUUCUGUAAAAAAAAAAGUAUAUAUACAUAUAUAUGUAUGUAUAAUGUAUAAAUAUAUAUAUACAUAUAUAUGUAUAUAUACACACAUAUAUAUGUAGGUAUGUAUAUGUAUAUAAGUAUAUGUACAUAUAUAUAUGAAUAUAUAUAUCCCUCCUGUAUCUCUAUUGAUACCGCAAUCUUAAUAUUUGUUUAAAUAUAUGUAAAAGGACUAUGAAUAAAUUUGUAAAUGACCAAAACCUUUGAUCAAAAACAAUUCCAUUUUUGUUCGUCCUUUUGUCCAGUAUUACUCAAACUGUAGUUACUUGUGCCUUUUCUGUCCAGGUUUGUUGUUUUGAGAUGUACAGUACAGGCAGACAAAGAGAAGGCUGUGAAAUUUUAUAUCCUCAUUUUGUGUUGUUUGGGUGGGAGGUUGGGGGAUAUUUGGUGUUCUGAUUGUUUUUACUCCAAAGGCCAUUGCUUUAAUACCAGGGUUAACCGGGAGUUGCAUUGAGGAGGUACUGAAGGAGCAGCAGAGAAUUUGUCAAAGAAAAUGCACUGAAGAUUUAUUUUUUAUUACAAAGAAAUUUUAGAUUAGAAAGUGUCUCUGUACAGAGAAGAGUGCUCCUUAUUUAUUGUUACUUGACGUCGAUCAUUUGUUUCAAGGUUGUUUUUUUUAUUAUUGGUAAAAGGAAGACCAUGCCAUUGUUACUCACUUAUAUUUCUGUCUUUUUCACAAAAAUUGUUGUGACUUGAAAUGGUGACAUAGAUUGAGAGCGGGAGGUUCACUGGUAUAGGAGGUUCAAGUGCCCUGCAGAUUUCACACACACACACAGCAAAAUUUCUGGUCAAUGAACAAAUAAAAAGU